GGGCAAAGCAGCCCGGAGGGUGAGCCGGAAGGCGGCGCGCGGCUACCGCGCGUGCGCACACCGGCGGCAUAACUCAAGCUUUUGACAAUGGCCGAGCUUGGGGAAGCGGACGAAGCGGAGUUACAGCGUCUAGUGGCCGCGGAGCAGCAGAAGGCGCAGUUCACUGCGCAGGUGCAUCACUUCAUGGAACUAUGUUGGGACAAAUGUGUGGAGAAGCCAGGAAAUCGGCUAGACUCCCGCACUGAAAACUGCCUCUCUAGCUGUGUGGACCGCUUCAUUGACACUACUCUUGCCAUCACCGGCCGGUUUGCCCAGAUCGUACAGAAAGGAGGGCAGUAGGCCGAACCUCAGAAUGACAGAAGACCCAAAAGACUUGUUACUAAACAGACUGAAUGGCUACUGGAGAAAGAGUUGUCAACGUGAAGAAGGUUAGCAUCAGGCAGUUACCAAAUCUGUUGGUGCUAAAAAGUAACAGAUCAAAUGUCCAAAAGUGAAAUUUUAUUUAUUGGAAUUCAAUAAUUCCAGGUUGUAUCACACCAGUUAAUAAAUGUGAAGUCUCCAA
Molecule: messenger RNA, 562 nt
Organism: Peromyscus leucopus (white-footed mouse)
Lineage: Eukaryota; Metazoa; Chordata; Mammalia; Rodentia; Cricetidae
Gene: Timm8b
Product: translocase of inner mitochondrial membrane 8 homolog B
Exons: 2
Coding region: 88-339 (83 amino acids)
Source: RefSeq, a predicted model, not a curated record